CACCAUCUACUUAUCUACAGACUACCGUAAGACCUCGUCCAGCAGCGAUCUAAGCACGAUAUAUACCGUCGCAUACCCCAUCCUCACAUCGCCUAUCCUCAUUCACAAUGUCCCUCCCCUCGACCUCAACCCCCACUCCCGCCGCCGCCACCCCCGCCACGCCCUCCUCCUCCUCCACCUUCGAAUUCCCGCGCGAGUACAACUUCCCGCCCUUCUUCACCAAGCAGACGAACCUCACGACCCUGCACGCGCAGCUCGAGAAGUGGUCCUCGCUGAUCCUAGCCUACUGCCGCCACCACCGGCUCUUCCGCCUCUCCCUCUCGUACGACGGCUCCGCGUACGAGGACCUCUUCCGCAACCGGCGCCUGAACAAGUCGCUCCGCCUCGCCGACGCGCGCGAGGUGCUGGAUUUCAUGCGCCGCGAGGGACGGGCCGAGCCUGUUUCGGGGGCCGGCUCUGGUGGGAUAAGCGGUAUAAGCGGUAUAAGCGGUAUAAGUGGCAUGGGCGGAGGGGGAGGGGGAGGAGGAGGAGGGAAGGAGGGCAGCGGCGAUGUGUUCUGGAUUUACUGGAAGACGCCGGAGGAGUGGGCCGAGCUGGUCGAGGCCUGGGUCGAGGAGACGGCGCAGAAGAACAGCGUGCUUACGCUGUACGAGUUGACGGAGGGGGAGGGCACGAGGGGGACUGAAUUCCACGGUCUCGACCCUGAUAUACUUCAAAAGGCGCUACAUGUCCUAGUGAAGCGCGGCAAGGCACAGAUAUUCGGACAGGAGGACCAGCAAGGUGUCAAGUUUUUCUGAUGUGGAAUUUUUGUGUAUUGCAUGUUCUAACGAACAUCCAUCUUCAUAUGAUAUUUACAAAAAAGUCUCGACGACCAUGGCCGGCAGCUAUGCGAGACGAUGAUAGGCAGGUGGGAACAACAGAAAUAUCCCACCCGCCGGGCCGGAGACCAACG
Messenger RNA from Annulohypoxylon truncatum, 952 nucleotides. Its product is annotated as ESCRT-II complex, vps25 subunit. Gene Ontology annotation, biological process: protein transport to vacuole involved in ubiquitin-dependent protein catabolic process via the multivesicular body sorting pathway. Gene Ontology annotation, molecular function: structural molecule activity; protein homodimerization activity. The record is from RefSeq and is a predicted model, not a curated record. Bases 108 to 797 code for a protein of 229 amino acids. NCBI's taxonomy places the organism in Eukaryota, Fungi, Ascomycota, Sordariomycetes, Xylariales, Hypoxylaceae. Gene Ontology annotation, cellular component: ESCRT II complex. The transcript has 2 exons.